AUGGCUGCAACUGCUCCUGUUGCCAUUGGAACUCGAGGAACCAUUGGUUCGCUCAUAAAGAAGGAAAUCGAUUAUUUUGCCAAGAUUGAGCUUGAAACCUCCAUCAGCUCACAGAGGUCUCAAGGACCUGAAAUGGCUUCUUCUGGCUGUAGAAAUUCACCACCCACCUUCUGGCAAUCUAUAAUGUCAUGGCGAAGGAAGAAGAAGCUAACCAGCAAUCGCUUCAUUACAAAAAUGUGCUCGACUUUUGAUGCUUCGAGAAGCAAUCGCAUGAAUAAGAUUUCUGGGUUGAGUUAUACGAUCCUUCAGAAUGAUUUCCAUAGCUUGCACGUGUAG
Messenger RNA from Cucumis melo (muskmelon), 336 nucleotides. RefSeq lists its product as uncharacterized. The transcript has a single exon. The coding region runs from base 1 to 336 and encodes 111 amino acids. Lineage: Eukaryota; Viridiplantae; Streptophyta; Magnoliopsida; Cucurbitales; Cucurbitaceae. The record is from RefSeq and is a predicted model, not a curated record.